GCCACAACCCUGGAACCGUGACAUCAGCGAACAGUGCUUCAAGAAUUAAAAAACGAAGCGCUCGGCUCAACGAAAUGACGGUUGGCCAAAGGCGGGCUCGCGGAAGACGGGUGUGGAAUGAAUCGUGUUGUGGUCUCGUGUACAGCACCGCGUGACGGGGACGAGCAGCGCUUCUCUGAGCGACGUGACGCACAGACAUCAAGGCUGGUGAGGGGGACGAUGAUGAGCAGGAAAUUAAAGGAUGAAGGACACACGAGAACAAUGAGCAAGUUUAAGGACAGACGGAUGGACGGAUCGGAGUCUGAGAGGGACUCGGGCUUCUCAGACGCCAGCUCUGAGCAUCUGAGUGCAGUUGAUCAGACGGACACGGACGACACCUCGUGUUCUGUGGGGUCCGCAGGGGGCGGUUCUAGAUCUCAGCCGGCUGCUGUGGUGGGGGGCGGAGCUCUGCAGGGUCUGUCACCCAUGAUCAUCAUGAACAAUGUUCUUCUGAAACAGGCUGGAGAGAAUCCUGCUUCUUUAAAACCCUGGAGCUUCAGUCCAGCUGCCGAAGUGGUUCAGCAACCUCAGGUCAUCUUCCUCCAACCAAUGGUCCCCCAAACAACCGCUGCGGUGUCGAAAGGAGCUCCUUCGAAGCGUCGUCGACAUAAAAAGUACCUCCCCUUCCUCAAAGCCUACCCCAAAAUUGCCCCUCACCCAGGAGACAGUCCACAGACGGGGGGCAGCAGCAGCUCUGCUUCCUCUGUACAGAGUUCAUCUUCCUCUCAGUUGGAUUGCAGUCAAAAAGACCGUCAGCAGCCCAGCGCAUCCUCCAUCGGCCUGACCGCCACAACGUUGCCCAACUCUCCUCCUCCAUCUGGCCUUCCCCGCAACACUCCCGCUAGUUCAGAUGCUAACGGCGCCAGGCAAGCCAGCACGAGACCCCAAUCCACAGACGGCCGUCCUGACCCGUCUCCACAGACGCUGGCGGCCAAAUCACGGGACGUUUCCUCCAGCGUCAUGGACGACAAGUUAAAGCGAUUCUGCAACACCUACAAUAUUCUCAGUAAGUCGGGACUGUUGGACAUCACGCUGCGCACCAAAGACUUAAUUCGGCAGAAUCGACGGACGCAGACGGAGCUGGAGCGGCUGCGCGAGCACACAAACCUGUACAUGGAAGCUCUGCAGACGGGAGAUUCAGAAAUCUGGAGCAAACUUCAGAUGAGCGUGCAGGAGGAGAACAGAACCUCAUGAGGUCACGCGGAUGAGCCGCUGAGAGCACAAUGCACCGUCGUCAGAUUUUGAAGGUUUUAUCUGAAUGAAUGUACAAGAAACUCAAGUCAAAUGGAACAAGUUUCUGUUAAUAUCGCUUCAUAAAAUCAGAAAAGUAUCACAUGUGCAUCAGUCCUUCUGACAUUAUGUGUUGCCUUCGGAGAUAUCUUCUUAUGGCCGAAAUGUUAAACAGUAUCACGUGUGUUCUUAACAGAGCUGGCAAUCCCAGAAUGCACUGCAACAAGUUCAGUCAUCAACCAAUUCAGAAAGCACUAUUCAUAUUGGUGUUUAUUGUAGGGCUGUUGGUAGAAGAGCUGAUGCCUAUGUAGGGUUCCAGACUGGUCACUGGAUGGGGUAAUGUGUGUGUGUUAAUGGCAGACAGCCGGGCUGCUCACAGGGUUCAGGAACCGAGUUAAAAAGGUUUGGCUCAUGUUUUUAAAGCACAUGAUGCCGUAGCGUUUGAUCAUCCUGCUCCGUGAAUUCACCUUUUUUUAAUGGCAAUGAGAGGCUGACAUGUGUCCUGCCUGUCAGAGCAGACGCGAAACGCACUUAAACACCCGUGAUGCUGAUUUUCUGGAAAAUCUCGUGUAUGAAGAACAUCAGCUGCUCACAAAACAACAAAACACAGGUUCCUUACGCAUUCUUACUAGGGCUGUGCAAUUAAUCGAAAAUUAAUUGUAAUCGUCAAUUUUGGCCUUCAGCAAUUACAGAAACAAAAUAAUCGAGGUAAAAACGAUUAUUGUGCCACAUUCCAUUUUGAAAGGAUCCUCUCUUUUCUCGUGGUAUAAAUCCACAGCCCACCCCUUUCCUUACAGUGGUUCAGCUGUGCUAUUGCUUUACAUUUAUUUUUCAAUUGAAUUCACAGUUUAAAAGACAAGUUAUUUAUUUUCUAUGUUGUUUUAAACGUUAAUGAGUAAUCGUGUUAAAUAAUCAGGAUCUCAAUAUUGGCCAAAAUAAUCGUGAUUGUUUUUUGUCAUAAUCGAGCAGCCCUAAUUCUUACCAUGACGCAAAUGCCAAACACAUCACAUUGGAUGCAUUAAUGCAACAGCUGGUUUUCAGUGAUGAUUCCAUUAAAUCAUAUUUAUUUUGUUUUGAGUUAUAAAUGUGAUUAAAUGAUCAAAUAACGAUAUGAGCAUCAAUGAGGUAAUGGACGUGUGUCUGUGGCAGCUGUCUUUGUGCUCUAGAAUGAGAACCCGCUUCACUUUAUUCAUUCACACGCCUGAUUUGUUUGACAUCCGUGUUUCCUUGUAAUAUUUCAGCAGAAUGUGAUGUGAACUGAUCCAGCCACCUGUCACGUGGAGAUCAUCACUCUCUGUCCAAUCAGCUUCUGAAUGGUUUGAAUGAAGCCCCGCCCCACGAUUGGAUCUCUUGUUGAAUAUUGUGUCAUACACAAUAAAAACAUUAAAUGACGGACGGUCCAUUCAUCUGGACUUUAAGCAUUCGAGAUUUCCAAAAAAUAAUGCUUUGUAAAACGUGUUUUGUUCUAUAUAUUAUGUUUAUGGGACGGCCAAAAGACCAACACCAAACGUUUUGUUACCUGAGGAUUGAAUUAUUGUUUCAGAUUAUGCAUGUGAAGUUGAAAUGAAAAUAUUUGUGACAUGUUCACUGUACAAAAGGCUUUUUUGUUCUUCCGUCAUGUUUUUUUCCGUCAUGCAUCUAACAUCAGAUUAUUGUUAUUACCAAUGUUAAUCUAGAAAAGAAUGCAAUGAUGACUGCAGGUGUUUGUGUCAAUGCUUUGACGUGUCUCUUGUUGUCUCUUUGAUUCUGUCCGAAUCUUUUACUAUGAAUGGCCUUGCAUUCAUGACAGUUUAAUGUCUCUGUUGGCAUGAGGAAGAAACGAAAGCAUUAGAAACAUUUUAGAAACAUGUUUUUUUACUGUAGUAUUUCACAUGAAGCAGUGAUUUACUGCAGUAAAUAAGUUCAGGUUUCUGGUGGAUUUUAUCUUUUAAAUAACAUGAUGCUGUAGUUACUAUAAUGACAAAUUCUGUCAAAACCACUUCUGUCUCUUUAUUUUGUGUCCUUUUAAAGGGCUUCUGCCACAUUUCUUAUUCUGUAUUUCAAAAUAACCUGUGAUCUUAUACAGCAGCAUUUAUGUUUUUAUUUUGCUCUAUUUCUAUCUCGUCUUUUGUAUUAAGAAAUAAUAAUAUGCUGUUUUGUCUGUGAACAUUGUCGACAAAACAUUUACCCUCAGUAAUCCUAAACACUGUUUGAUAAAUUACAGACAGAUACAGAGAUGAUUUGCACAUACUUGUAAACAAAUGUAUAGCGUAUAGUAUAAUGCACUGCAAGUCGCUUUGGAUGAAAGUGUCUGCCAGAUGCAUAAAUGUAAAUGCAAGGAUUGUGUUAUAUCAUGUAUGAAGCUCUUAAAAUAUACCACCAUAUGACAUAUGACAGCUCAACACAAGAGAGCAGAUAUCAGAUCUAUACACAACCAAAGCUUUGACUAAACAUUCACCAUCAUGUUUAUAGUCAGAUUCUGGUUUGUUUCUUUUUUCUAUUAUUUCUCGCGUCUGUCUUCAUUUUGUUUACUUUUAGAUGUUUUCAUGUCAUAAAGUCAUUUAAAAUCUUAAUUGUGUUCACGUCUUUGUCAGCUCAAAUCUUGUGAUCUGUGAUUAUCUCAAUGAAAUCUAAAAGAUGAAUAAAAACAACAUAAUAAUCCA
Molecule: messenger RNA, 3911 nt
Organism: Triplophysa rosa
Lineage: Eukaryota; Metazoa; Chordata; Actinopteri; Cypriniformes; Nemacheilidae
Gene: cipcb
Product: CLOCK-interacting pacemaker b
Exons: 5
Coding region: 118-1233 (371 amino acids)
Biological process (GO): negative regulation of circadian rhythm; negative regulation of DNA-templated transcription
Cellular component (GO): nucleus
Source: RefSeq, a predicted model, not a curated record